Molecule: messenger RNA, 7288 nt
Organism: Musca domestica (house fly)
Lineage: Eukaryota; Metazoa; Arthropoda; Insecta; Diptera; Muscidae
Product: leukocyte receptor cluster member 8 homolog
Exons: 5
Coding region: 249-2849 (866 amino acids)
Cellular component (GO): nucleus
Source: RefSeq, a predicted model, not a curated record
AGAUAAACCAUAUUUGAAAUAAAAUCUGAUUAAAGGUAAGUUUUUAGCAGAGAAAAGGGGAUAUCUUGGGUAUUGCCGUUGUGUGUUUAUCGGCGGAGCGAUUGUCAGCAGAAAGAACUAAAAGUGGUCCCCUCUGUCUUCGUUUAACCCCUUGGGUGUGUUUGAGAGAUUCCUAGCCAAAAAAAAAAAAAAGAAAAUAUUUUUCCAUACAACGCAUUGUUGAAUAAUUGAUCAAUUGAUUACGAAUAAUGUCGGAUGCCAUGGCUGCUCCUUUAAUUCCUCAACUUCAAGAAAUGCAACAACAAAAUGCUAGUGGCAAUUCUGCCAGUCAACAGCAGCACCAGCAAUGGGCCAAUUAUAAUGCCUGGUAUCAAAGCUAUGGCGAUGCCAGUGCCUAUCAACGCUAUUAUCAAUAUUAUAUGCGCUAUAAUAUGCAGCAACAACAGCAGCAACAAAAUCAAGGGGCAAAUGGACCCCCAUCAAAUGCACCUCCAGGUUUUAGCAAUGCAGUUUUGCCAAAUGGUGGCCAAGAUAUGCCACCAUUGCCAUCGGGACCACCACCACCGCCACAAAUGGGUGGAGCGGGUAAAAUGGGUAAUCAGCAGCAAAAGAAUUUUGGAGGCAUUAAAUUUAAUCUUAAUCAACAAAAUCGUUUGGCAAAUGCCCCCAAUCCCUUGCAACAACAGCAACAAAAUGGCAACGCCAAUUUCAAUGAAGGAAAUAAUGCCAAUAACAGCAACAUGAAUAAUGGUGGUGGUAAGAAGAAACGUAAGCGUAAUAAGAAUAAGCAAAAUCAAAUGCAACAACAACAGCAGCAGCAACAGCAACAAUUAAUGCAGCAACAACAGGCAUUUUAUGAAGAAAUGAAUGGUAUUGGUGGCCAACAGCCCAUGCAAACGGAUGCAGAUAGUUCCUUCAUGAACAUGUCUGUGCCACCACCACCACCAAUUAUUUCCAAUGUCGAUUUGAGUAAGCCACCACCACCAAUUGCCAAUGGCAACAUGCAUCAGCCAAAAGUGGACAAUGCUGCCACCAUAGCUCAGCAGGCAAAUGCCGCAAUGGCUGUUGCCUCCAGCACCAACAGCACAUUCAAGAAACCCAAUGCAUUCCACAAUCCCAAUGAUGCUUGGCCCGAAUCUUUGAAUAAUUAUGUGGCCCGUUGUUAUGCCAAAUGUAAUACGGACUUGGAUAAGGAUCAAAUUGACAUCUGUCUAAAGGGUAAAAUUAUUGCCGCCGCCAAUCGUAAUGAACUGUGGACCCGUGAUUGGGAUAAUGAACCCAUACCCAGCGUGUAUAGUGAACGUAACAAUAUCAAUAUUAAAUUGCAAAAGCCAAUGCAACAACAACAACAGCAGCAGCAGCAACAACAUCAUCAGCAGAUGCAAAAUCACAAUCAACGUAAUCCCUUCCAAAAGAAUCAUCAAGCGUCGCCGGGAACGGGUAUACCCAUGGAUCAUUUGAAGAAUAAACAAGGUGGUGGUGUCAAUGCAGCUGCUGGUCUGUCGCGUAAUCUAAAUGCCCGUUUGGGCCAACGCAACUCAUUUGGUAGCAGCAAUGGCAAAUUGAAGAAUUCCCGCAGUCGGUCGCGUUCUCCCUCGAAAUAUCGUCACAAACGUUCAUCGCGUUCGCGUUCGUCCUCUACGUCACCAUCUCGUCCACGUAAAAUACGCCGUUCAUCAUCUUCGUCUAGUUCCUCUUCUGAUUUUAUACCAUUAUCCUCUUCCAAUUCAUCCUAUUCGAAUAGUAAGAAACAACAGAAGAGAAACAAGAAGUCCGCCGAUUCCGCUAGCAAUGGAGGUGGCGGCAGUUCGUCUUCGGGUAAAUCUAAAAUUCCAUUCUAUUCGUCAUCGUCAAUUGGUGGCGCCAUAGAUGAUGAUUCGGCACGUCUGCAGCAACGGGCUGCCCGUUUCUCGCAAGCCAGUAACUCAAAACAGGUUGUUGCAGUUGCCAGUUCACCAUUUGGUGGUGGCAGCAGCAAUGCAACAUCGUCGUCCUCCAAGGGCCACAACAGAAAUUCGAAAAAAUUCAAUCAUUCUCGUUCGUACAUCGACGAUAGCGAGGGCGGUGAAAAUGGUUUGGAUUUGAUGGAUUUACAUAUUGUGGGUACUUGUCAUGAUUUGGAAAAAUCAUUUUUGCGUCUAACUAAGGCUCCGUUGCCCUGUGAGGUGCGACCAUUGGAAGUAUUGGUGCAUUCGUUGGAAAAUGUAAAACAAAAGUGGCGUGCAAAUCAGGAUUAUUUCUAUGCUUGUGAUCAGCUGAAGUCUAUUAGACAGGAUCUAACGGUUCAAGGUAUACGCGACAAGUUCACCGUUGAAGUGUAUGAAACACAUGCCCGUAUUGCCAUGGAAAAGGGUGAUCAUGAAGAGUUCAACCAAUGCCAGACACAAUUGAAAAUGUUGUACACAGAAGUAGGAGCCAGUACCAAUACCUUGGAAUUUACAGCAUAUCGUAUACUCUACUUUAUAUUUACCAAGAAUACCUUAGAUACCACAACUGUAUUACGCUCGAUCACACAAGCACAACGAGAGAAUCCUGCUAUAGCUCAUGCCUUGGAAUUCCGUUCCGCCUGGGCUAUGGGAAAUUACUGCAAAUUGUUCCGUUUAUAUAAAACGGCACCACUUAUGGCCGGACACUUGAUUGAUUGGUUUUUGGAAAGAGAGCGCAAGGCUGCUCUGAGGACUAUUAUCAAGGCUUAUCGACCCAACAUCACAGUUGACUACAUUACAGAUCUAUUGGCAUUUGAAUCACGUGAUAAAUGCAAGGAAUGGCUUAGUGGUUUCAAUUUGCCUUUUGUAGGUGCAGAUGGUGCACAAAUUGACUGUAAAAAUGCUUCUGCCAUAGCAAUAUGAAUUCGAUAAACCCCCCAAGAACAUCAAACAAAUAAGGGCGCAGUAAUGGUGCCAUUAUUUGUUAUAGAUGGACGUGUUAUUUAGAAAAAGAAAACAAGCCAAAACUCAACAACAAAACACAGACAGAGUAAAAAGUUGACUGUUUUUGUGAUCUAACGAAUGACCAAUCGAACUCUCUUUAAAAAGGUGUUUGGUGGUUUUCGGUAGACAUUGAGGACGGUCAUACUUUUAUUCUUUUGUAUACAGCAGAAAAAAAAAAACGACAAACAACAACAAUUUUUGUACAGGACACAACAAUUUACAACCAUGCGCUGCGCUCUCUUCGUUACCAAAACCUGAAACCAAUCAAAUCAAACCGCCGACAAUUUGAAUUCUUUGCAAGACAACAAACAAACCAAUCCUUUAACACGUAAAAAUGAUGCACAACAAAAACAUAUUUUCUCUUACGAACCCGGUGGGCUUCCUCGACACAAAAAAUGAAAUGAAAUGGACAAUGUGUGUUUAAUUUCUUCGUUGUCCCUCCCCCAAAAUUUCCAAUCAACUCAGAAAGACGAUUUGAAACACACCACUAUGUUUCUAAAGUGAUUAAAAAAUGCCGAAUAGUUUCUUAUAACUCUGUGUUGAAUUAGGGAAAAUUUGAACAAUGGAACUUUUUGUUCUGAAAUGUGUGAAGAAGACACAUUCUUGUAUCUUGCUAAAAAAAUAUUCUCUUAAAAGACAUUCGAAAUUGGUAUUUGAGAAGGAAUUCUACACCAAUCCAUAUUCAAUAUACGCAGUGAAAUCUUCUACAAUUUUGUAGUAAUGCUUGAUUAAGAGUUGGACAGUUAAAAUUUCGUCUUUUUAAAUUGUCACGGUGCCAUACGCAAAUAUGUUUUCAAAUAAUUUACGCGUUCGUAUUAACAAAAACAAAUGCAAAUAUAUACCAGAGUUCUUCAUGGAAAUAUGCAGUUGCCGACCAAAUAAUUGGAUGUAUGGAUAAAUUCCCGAUGGAACCAAUGCGUCGAUCUGUUAACCUGAAGCAAAAUUUCACAAGUCUAAUUUAAAUUUCUUCAACACAUCAACGGAAAUAACAUUUUCAAUCAUUAAGGAGAGAUCAAUCAAGAUCAGAAUAUCCUUCUCCGUAAUAAGCACUAUGUUGAAAUUGCGAUAAUAACUGAUACGCUGAAAAUGGAGAUAAAAAGAAGUAGUGCUCAAAGCAAUUUAUUAAAAUCAUACAUUUAUUGCACUAUCUCGUAUAGAACUACCUGGUUCGUUGAACAACUUGAACCAUCCGGAUCUACAAAAGAACUACACUCAACAAAGUUCUCAGAGCCAGCAGUGGAUUUAUUUUCGUACAUUUCCUUAUCCAUCUCGCAUCGCGGAAGAUGUUCAAAUAAACUUAAACGGAGCUGAAAAUUUAAUAAAUUGCUCUUCUCCAGUUAUAAUGUCAGAUCUGACAAGCACGUGGAAAGAUUUUUGCAGCUGUGUCUGGAAUCCAAAAAUUUAGUGCAAAAGCAAUGUGCAGAAGUGUAGAAUACCGAGUACACUGGAAAAGGAAACCUCAUAUGGUUUAGAUGAAACAAAAGCUGCUUUGGAAAACGAUUCGAUUGUCAAGCAGAAAUACAACGUACGUCUGUUCAAAAAUAUAUGCAUGGCAAAUAACAACAGGAGGAUAGUCGGAACACAAAUGAGUUGAAAAAAUUAAGGGAAUGAAAUAAAAAUAAAAAUGUAUCUAAGAUGCAAAACAGAUCACUUCUCAGAUUUCCUGUGUAAAUUUAACAUCUACAAUCAAUGGACUAUUCAUAUUGCCGGUUUCAGACUUCAUGGGAUCGGAACAGAUAAAUUCAGCGUUGAAUCUUAGCCUUUCGUUCAGAAAAUUGGAUUUGCAUACAUGCAAAUAUAAAGCAUCGAAUCCAUUGAAUUGAGAAUUGAAUCUUAGGAUAAUGGAUCAAGUUCAAAUUCAAAUCAAAAGAUGAUUUCAGAACAUGAUAUACCUGGAUGGAAAAGAAAAGCAUUUCGAUUUGCAUACAAAUAAUGAAAACCUCUUUUUUACGAGAGAACAGGUUGAUGAAUUAUACCGCCGGCAUGUUCUUAUUAAAAUGUCAAAAGAUCAGUCUUCUUACAAUGCAGGAUAAAAAGAAAAGGAUUUGCAUUCGCAUACUUGAAAUUAAAGCCACAUUAUUGCGAGGGAACAAGUGUGAUGAACUUUAUCGCCGACAUGAUCUAUUAAAAGGUUAAAGGAUCAGUCUUUUUACAAUGCAGGAUGAAAAGAGAAGGAUUUACAAUUGCAUACUUGAAAUGCAAGCGACGUUAUUGCGAAGGAACAAUUUUGAUGAAUUUCACCAUCGGGAUGUUCGAUUAAAAUGUCAAAGGAUCAGUCUCUUUAUAAUGCAAGAUCAAACUUCACUGUCAUCGAGAAGAGUUGAAAAUCUCUGAUGUUUGCUUUCUGCGAUAAUGAUGGAUUUGGCGCUGUAAAAUAUGGAACUGUUUUAAAUCUAGGCAGAAAUUGUCACCCACUUCGAUAUUUUGUUUUCUUACAUUUUCCAAAAGCAUAUUGAGCUGCACAAGUCCUGCAAAAUAAAAAAAAGUUGAAAUGAAAACAAUUUAUGGAUAAAGUUUCGAAACAUUGAUCCUUGAAGCAGAUACUUUUGCAAAUGUCGCUGUUUUGUCUCCGUUCAAAAGGAGUCCCUAUAUAGUUGAACAGUUCUUGUAAACAUGGUGCUACUUUUAUUUUUCGAAAGAGAAUGAAGCUUAAGUACCGUAAAUUUCAAUGGAAUACCGGCAAGAUUAUUGAAGCCAACUGCAUGUAUUGGAUUCCCUCAGUUUUCUAAAACUUGUAAUGGUUAUGAAAAAAUGAAUACUUUUCCAACACCAAGGACUUGAUAACACUCCGACACCAAAGCAGUGCAUUACAAAAAAAAAAGAAUAAAGAUAUGAUCAUCGCCUUAAUAAGGCAAAAAUCAAAAAAAAAAAAAAAAAAAAAAGGAAAAAAAAAUGAACUGUUUAAAAAAGUGUGCCAUAAAAAUAAUUCAUAAACAAAAAAUACAUGGACAGUAUAAGCUAAAAAAGUUAUAUGAACAACAAAUUGUCCACCACGCCCCAUGAAAAAGCCCACCCAUAAACGUCGUCGUUCAAACAAUAUUUCCCCAUUUAAAACAUUUAUUUCCAAAAACGCAUCAUCAGAGAUCAUAAUUUAGAUAGAAGCAGUGAAAAAUAAUUUUCUUAUAGAUUUCCUCCACCCACCUCCUUCCCUUUCCAUGUAACACUUACCCAACAGUCCUCCUUUUUUAGGUUUCUGCUAUAUAUUCUAACUUAUUGUUUUUAAUUUAUUUCUAUUUAUUUCAAAUGUGUGUCCAAUAUUUUUUCUUUAAAAAAAAAAAAAAAAACAAAUUUUUUUGUUAAGAAAAAAAAAAAAAAACAAUACAAAAUUUUUUGUAAUUUUUGUAAAAUAUUGUUAAAAAAAACACACACAUAUUAUUUUUAAACAAAAAGAACACACACACAAUAAUGUUUACAGCUAUGUGGAGAUCAAGAAACUAAUCAUUUUGUUUUUUUCUCUGAGACAAUAAAUCGAGAAUCAACAAUGUUGCGGACAGAGGAAUGUCAAGUACUAAGGCGGAAAAAAACGCGCAUCAAUGGUUUUUGUGGCAACAGAAUCAUUUGCCAUGGACCAAGGCUGCUUUAAAAUAUCCAUAGAUUAUCCCUCAAGCAAUAUCCAGUAUGGGACACAACAGCCAUCAUCCAUCCACAAACAUCAGCAGCAAACAUGAACAACAACGUCCAAAUCAGCCAGCCAGCCGUAAGCAUGUAAAAACUGUAUUUAAAACUGUUAUAUUAUUUUCUUCUGUCUAUGGUUAUUGAGUGCUGGGGGAUACAUCAAUCUCCUCCUUCGCCCAAAAAAUUAAAAGAAAACUUCUAAUCAUACUUGUAAAAAAAACAAUCAUUAUCUAAAUGUUAAAUAAUAAUUCUCUUUUUAUCUGUUUUUCUUUGGUGUCAUGAUAAUAAUGGAUUUAUGUACAAUUAAUUUAUUUUUACUGAAAAAAAAAAAACAAAUUUUCUCAUUCAUAGCAUAAAUUUAUUAUUAAAUAUCUAUUCAUUUUUAAUAUUUAGCUUGUAAGUUCAUCACUUAGGUAGUAUAUAAUCUGUAUAUUAUUUUUCUUAUUAUUAUUAUUGAUUAUUAUUAUAAUUAUUGUUAAUUAUUUACUAAUGUUUAAUAAUUAAGUGAAUUUCAAAAAAAAAGAGAAGAGAAAAGAAGAUGAAAAGGAGUUACAAAAAAAAAAAACUCACUAAAACCAUUUGAAUAACAAAAUGAUAAACGCGCCAUAUAUAACACAUGCUCGUUCUUCAAUCAUUAUAGAUGGAGCCACGUUUAAGUGUUGCCGUCCUCCAUGAUGAUAUAUAUGUGGACAAAAACACUUGCACAACAAAAGAGAAAACUCAAUAAAGAAUUUUAAAAAUUA